AUGGUGGAAUCGAUGGUGGUCUACCUGGUCCGCGCGAUCGAGGCUCAUACGACCCUGGAACGGCGGACAGUCAAGAUUGCAGGACAUAUUGCGUUUGUCAAAGAAUUUCACCAGAUGCCUCGACCGAUUCGAUGCCACAGCUACAACUAUGACGGACACUAUACCAGUCCCGUUAUAGGCGCCCCACGACCUGUGGCCACAUGUACCGAUGCUCAUGCCACGGGCCGCGACGACAAGACCAUCACGUCGUGCCGGAAGGACGAGUCGCGCACGCUGCACGGCUGGACGACGCGCGACUUCCCCAACUGCUUCUGGGUGCAGAUCGUACAGGCCGCGCUGUCGCCCAACUUCUUGCACGUCAAGGGCGAGCAGGCCGAGCACCUUACCUACGUGAUUACCGAAUGCGAGAAGCCCGGCAUCCGCACCGUCGAGCCUACCGCCUAG
Fonsecaea pedrosoi CBS 271.37 is the source of this 444-nucleotide messenger RNA. RefSeq lists its product as uncharacterized. The transcript is spliced from 2 exons. The coding region runs from base 1 to 444 and encodes 147 amino acids. NCBI's taxonomy places the organism in Eukaryota, Fungi, Ascomycota, Eurotiomycetes, Chaetothyriales, Herpotrichiellaceae. The record is from RefSeq and is a predicted model, not a curated record.